Messenger RNA from Arabidopsis lyrata subsp. lyrata, 1731 nucleotides. RefSeq lists its product as uncharacterized. The record is from RefSeq and is a predicted model, not a curated record. Bases 1 to 1551 code for a protein of 516 amino acids. The transcript has 4 exons. NCBI's taxonomy places the organism in Eukaryota, Viridiplantae, Streptophyta, Magnoliopsida, Brassicales, Brassicaceae.
AUGACUUCUGAUCCUGAAAGACCCGAAUCUCCGUCAUUCGAUGAUAGGCGCCCUAGUAAUGACGAGUGCACUCGCCCUAAUGAUAUUGCCGGUCCGCACUAUAGAUCCACUUGUACUCUUCAAUCCCUCGAGCGGUUGAGAGAGCUUUGCUGGAUUCCGCCGGAAAUUAUGGCGGAAGCACAAAUAGCUGCCCCCACAGAAUCCCCAGAGAACCAUCGCGAUGGUUACUUCUGUGUGUACGAGAUUUAUUUCAAGGGUUGCGGAUUAACCUUCCCGCUUCCCGAAGCCCUGGUUCGGUACUUGGCGGUUCUCGAGAUCGCUCUUCCUCAAUUGACCCCCAAUCUUCUCCGAACCAUACUUGGAAUUAUAACAGUAGCGGCGAAAGCCGGAUACAUUAUAGGGGUCCCCGAGUUGAAUGAGCUUCUAAGCGUGAGAAGUUCAUCGAAGAAGACAGGAUUGACACCUCGACGUGAACGUCACGAUGACCGUCCUCCCCGGAGGCUUCAAUCUCCUAACCGUGAUUCUCAUCGUUCUUCCCGGGAUGACUUUAGCAACGAACCGCUCAAGGAUUUAAUUCGCAAAAAGAGGGACAGGUCAUCCCGCAGUGGUUCUUCUCCGCGAAGAGAGAAGUCAAGGGCCCGGACUGACCGUUCUCCUCGAUCGUCCCUUCCUACUGAACCAAUGGGUCUGCCUCGUCCUGUUGAUAUGUCUUCUUCUUCUCAACGUAGUGGUGAGAAGACGAACCUGGGUGCAGCUUCUCAGAAGGAUACCAUGGAGAAAGAAGGUAACGUUUUUCGGUGCUUCAAAACCCGGUCAGGUGCGAUCCUGCCGGAAUUCAACAAGUGGCGCUCUGCAAUUCGUGAACGAUACCUACUUCAUGCUCAUCAUUCAUCUCGGGACAAGUUUUCUAAUCUCGAGGUUGACCUCCGCUCUUCUACCGACUCCAAGCAUGAUUUGGAGGACAAGGUUGAUGGUCUAUCGUCCGAGCUUGCGAAGAUAAAAGGGGAGCUACAGGACCAGUACGACCAAAAUUUCAAACUCCAGGGUGAGCUUUCUGGUGUUCAGGGUAGACUUCAUGAAUCCGAAUCAACCGCCGACACCCUGAACAACCAGCUUAUUGAGCUUAACGCGAAGUACAAGGUGAUUACCAAAUUACGUGACUCCGAGUUGGCAAGGUCGGCAUCGAAGGCCAGGAAGGAGGUUAAGGGACGCGGGAUGGAAUUGAUCCAAGGGGCCAUCCACUUCAUGCAGACCGAGAAGGCUAGGUCAGACUUGGAAUCAGACAUCAAGGAGCAUGAGAGCGACCUGAUUCUGUUGGAUCAAAUCCAUGAAACAGAUUUCUCCGAGGAGCAAGAAAGGAUCGAACUGUCGACUAAUCUUUCUGAAAAGCGGAGUCGCUUGACAGCUCUUCCCACUUCGACCUUCAACCCGCAUGACUUCGAGGAAUUCUUUACUGAAUCACCUCCUAUAAGUGAAUCGGGUUUAGACUGGGCAGGUAACGCUUGGCUUCUGACGCUUACCACCCUUUUCUUACCUUACGUUUUUUUUUAAAUUAACUGGAACCGUCCUUCCCAGGCUCAAGUGAGACGGAAGAUGUCGUCCCACCCGAAGUUCCUGUGACACCGGAGGUCAUCCCGGAGGAUGGUUGUACUGUGGAGAGCGGACCAGGAGUUUCAUCUGACCAAGCACCUGCCAAGGAGGCGAAUGAAGCUUCGACUGUUGAGCCGGAUU